Messenger RNA from Cercospora beticola, 1639 nucleotides. Its product is annotated as lysophospholipid acyltransferase family protein. Gene Ontology annotation, biological process: phosphatidylinositol acyl-chain remodeling. The record is from RefSeq and is a predicted model, not a curated record. Gene Ontology annotation, cellular component: endomembrane system; endoplasmic reticulum. Lineage: Eukaryota; Fungi; Ascomycota; Dothideomycetes; Mycosphaerellales; Mycosphaerellaceae. Gene Ontology annotation, molecular function: acyltransferase activity.
CUGGACUACAAAGCUCCACGUGCUAAACUACUUCAGACGACUCACUCUGUCGCCUGAUUCAUUCACGAGACAUGACCUAGCUACUAUCUACACAGCGGGGACGCUGGGAAAAAGAAUAUCUAACACACCACCUCGACCUGCCUGCUUCGAGAGCAGAAGCCGAUCAUUCCGCACAUCCUACCCACCCCGCCCGCGGCCAUGAGCGAACUCAAGCAGCGCAAGGCUGCAGCGCAGUCGACCGAGCAUGCCCUCUUGAAUGGCAACACCAGCGCAUCCGAUUUCCACGUUAUUCCGCCUCUUAAGCAUGGCGCGCUCAUGCAGAUUCUGCGCAUUGUGGGCUUCGGCAUCUACUUCUUUGGAUCGUGUCUCGCUAUUCACGGGACGCAGCUCCUGGGACUUCCGCUCUACUUCAUAAGCAAGGAUUGGUUCUAUGCCUAUAUGGCUUUGACGAAGCAAUUUUUCGGCCUGCUCAUAACCACAAUGACCCAGUGGUGGAGUCCGACCGUCGUUCGCAUUUCUGGAGAUAAGAGCGUUGAAGGGUUAUUGUUCCAGGAUGCGCACGGAAUGGUACAAACGAACUUUGGCGAUAGAGCGGUGUUGAUGGCGAACCAUCAACUGUAUACGGAUUGGCUAUAUCUGUGGUGGAUCGCAUAUGCGAAUGCGAUGCCAAUGCAUGGACACAUUUAUAUCAUCUUGAAGGACUCUCUCAAGUGGGUGCCCAUGAUAGGGCCAGCUAUGCAGCUCUACGGGUUCAUCUUCAUGGCACGAAAAUGGGCUACAGAUCAAGAGAGAAUGAGGUAUAGACUACAGAAGCUCAAGACUCGGCAUUCGGGACCGAUGAGUGGACAAUCUGGAAAGGCGCAGCUGGAUCCUAUGUGGUUGCUGAUCUUCCCUGAAGGCACCAAUCUGUCUGCGAACACGCGAUCACAGUCCGAGAAGUUCGCAGAAAAGUCCGGACAGGAAAAGUUAAAGCAUCAGCUCUUGCCAAGGAGCACCGGGCUUCAGUUCAGCUUGCAAGAGUUGAAGGGAAGCGUGGACUACCUGUACGACUGCACAAUAGGAUAUGAAGGCGUUCCCGCUGGUCGGUACGGAGCAGAGAUCUUCACAUUGCGAUCCACGUAUUUCCAAGGACGCACGCCUAAGAGCGUGAACAUGCACUGGAGACGAUUCAAGAUUUUGGACCUACCGCUGGACGACAAGGAUGCGUUCUACGAGUGGAUCGUAGCGCGGUGGCGGGAGAAGGACGAACUAAUGGAAGUCUUCGCGAAGACAGGAAAAUUCCGAGCCGACUCAGCUGCGGUCAAAUUCGAGCGCGACUCUUUGAAAGCUUCGAAAACUCCAUACAUCAACACAUCGGUGCAGCUGAGGAAUCCGGUCGAGUUCGUGUCCAUCUUCAUGCCGAUAGCCGCAGCUACCAUGGUUGGGAGGGUGCUUGUCCAGCUUUUUGACAGACUCUCCCCUAUAUAGAGGACCCUAGACAUGUGUCUACACAGGCUUGAAUACACUGAAAGAGGGCAACCAGACUUUACAGUCGAGGAGGAAACAUUGGAUGAUACCCAAGGGAUGCGGAUUUGUAUAGAGCGGUGGAUAUAAUUUGACGACUCGCCUCAUGCCUAACGUACCUACGACGUCUUACACA